AUGGAAGAGUUGAAUGAGACCAAUGUAACAGAAUUCAUACUUCUAGGUAUCACCGAUGUGCUGUGGCUACAGGUUGUCCUCUUUGUGACAUUUCUUAUCUUCUACCUCUGCAGCUUCGUUGGCAAUUUAAGCAUUGUGACAGUGGUUAUUUCUGACCAUGUUCUUCACACUCCAAUGUACUUUCUAAUGGCAAACCUUUCAUUCCUGGAUUUCUUCUAUGCCACCACAACAGUCCCCAAAAUGUUGUCCGGUUUAAUUAUGGAAGACAAGAAAAUAUCUUUCCAAGGCUGUAUAGCCCAGCUCUACAUGUUUCAUUUUAUGGGAUGCACUGAAGCCAUGCUCCUUACAUCAAUGUCUUAUGACAGGUAUGUUGCCAUUUGUAACCCAUUGAGAUACCAGAUACUUAUGUCAAGGGCAGUGUGUCUUCAACUAGCAUUCACAUCAUGGCUCAUUGGAUCCUUAUACUCAUUGUCUCAUACCAUUAUGACUUCCAGGCUUCCUUUUUGCAAAAUGAACAAAAUAACUCAUUUCAUCUGUGACAUUAAACCUCUCUUAAAGUUGGCAUGUGCUGACACACAUAUCAACGAGAGCUUGGUCAACAUAGUUACAGGUUCUCUAGGUUUCAUCACAUUUGUAAUGAUUAUCAUCUCCUAUACCUUUAUUGGAAUUCAUCUCCAGAAUAUCCGCUCAGAGCAAGGUAGAAGUAAAGCCUUCUCCACAUGCACUUCUCACCUUACUGUGGUCCUUUUAUUUUUUGGCACUGCUUUUUGUACAUAUUUAAGUCCAGUUACUAAGGAUUCCCUGGAGCAAGACAGGAUAACUGCAGUCUUGUUCACGGUCAUCACACCAGCGUUAAAUCCCAUCAUCUAUGCUCUGCGAAAUAAGGAGGUGAAAAAGGCUUUUAGGAGAAGGUAUUUUAUAAAGUGGAUUAAGAGUUUAUGUGAUUGA
Messenger RNA from Bufo bufo (common toad), 948 nucleotides. RefSeq names its product olfactory receptor 12D2-like. NCBI's taxonomy places the organism in Eukaryota, Metazoa, Chordata, Amphibia, Anura, Bufonidae. The coding region runs from base 1 to 948 and encodes 315 amino acids. Gene Ontology annotation, cellular component: membrane. The record is from RefSeq and is a predicted model, not a curated record. Gene Ontology annotation, biological process: G protein-coupled receptor signaling pathway. The transcript has a single exon. Gene Ontology annotation, molecular function: olfactory receptor activity; G protein-coupled receptor activity.